AUGGAUGGGCAACAUGUAAGCAAUGCUGCCAGGCCUAGCAAUCCAGAUUUGGAAAUGUUUCAAGCCAGUGGUGGUUUGCAAAGUACAGAAGGUGUCACUCCACUUAAUCAAACCAACUCUUUGGAGGAACAAACCCCAGAUAGUUCAGAUGAUUUUGAUUCUACUGUUAAAUCUGAUUCUCAGACAGCUUCUCCAUCAAGUGGGUCAACUUCAAGUUCACUGAAUUCAACUUCAGUUUCCCAAACACUGAGUCCACAUCCCCAAUCAUCAUCACCAUUAACAUCUAUAUCUCCCUCAACUGUUUCUAAUAGUGCAUCACCAUUAACAACUUCUGUAGCACUGACCCAUAAUAUUCCUUCUACUAUGUCAAAUUCAUUAUCGAUGAAUUUUUCUGAUCAUUCUCUUUCAAAUUACACACAUGAAAUUACUCAUACAACAUCAGCCGGAUCAACAUCAACUUCCAGCUCUACAAAUCACACUUUAUCUUCACAAACAAUGAAUUCAAUUCCACAAUCUACUGUAUCAUCAACAAAUGUCAAUAACAUAUCAUUGCCAUCUAUGGCAAAUUCUAUGGCAUUGACACAUGAAAUCCCUUCAGCUCAAACUUCUUCUUUAGGAAUGAAUUAUACUGAUCAUUCACUUCCAAAUUAUGCUCAUUCUGAUGGAAUGUCUAAUUUUAAUCAGUCUCACACUCAGCAAGCAAUGUCUUCAUCAUAUUUAUCUAACACUGGUACUCCUUAUAAUCAAGUCCCUCUUCCAGGACAUUACAACUGGACCUAA
Molecule: messenger RNA, 780 nt
Organism: Centruroides sculpturatus (bark scorpion)
Lineage: Eukaryota; Metazoa; Arthropoda; Arachnida; Scorpiones; Buthidae
Product: A-agglutinin anchorage subunit-like
Exons: 2
Coding region: 1-780 (259 amino acids)
Source: RefSeq, a predicted model, not a curated record